This is a messenger RNA of Eimeria maxima, 603 nucleotides long. Its product is annotated as mog1 protein, putative. The record is from RefSeq and is a predicted model, not a curated record. Gene Ontology annotation, molecular function: guanyl-nucleotide exchange factor activity; small GTPase binding. The coding region runs from base 1 to 603 and encodes 200 amino acids. Lineage: Eukaryota; Apicomplexa; Conoidasida; Eucoccidiorida; Eimeriidae. Gene Ontology annotation, cellular component: nucleus. The transcript has 5 exons. Gene Ontology annotation, biological process: protein import into nucleus.
AUGGAGAAUUUGUCUGUCUCUGGGUCGAAUUUCCGGGCUCAUGCCCUCUUCGGUGGUGCCAUGUCAUGCGAACUACCGAAUUAUUUGGGCGACAUGAGCUACUUUUACGUGCACCGAGGUGAGGCGUGCUUUCUCAGCAAAUUCAUGGUCGUUCCUGAUCAACAAGAGGCGUUUGUUAACGAUGAUGGGAGCAUAAGUGUCAUCAUUGAAGUCCUGGAGUAUCAAGAAGUACCAGAUUCGAAGGCUGCAGAGUUCUUUUUCACCGACCUCAUGGAAGCAAACUCUGCCACCUCUUCGCGAAUUCUGGAGUUGUGGAGUGCGCCGAAGGGUGAAUCUCCAGUACCAGGGCACACAAUAACUUCACUUAAGGGAGAAUUCGAUGUGAAGAAAAAGGGAACUCCAUCCCCCGACCAUGUUUGCGUGCGACUGGCAGUUAUACGAAUUCCAGAGCACCGCGCGGACGUUGUCCUGUCCAUGAAUGAGAGAAAGGAUGAAACCGGUGGUUUGAGUGGUGCACAGGCCGGCUCUUCAGGAUCGUUGGAUCGGACUUUCCGUGUGAUUCUUGAGUCGUUUAAAAUUCUGAACUAUGAGCUGUUCGCCUAG